AUGCCGAAGGGCGAACACCGCGGGAAUCUCUGCGCCCAGCAGCUGGCAGACACACUGCCUGUCGGCGUGGCGGUUGUGAACCCGCGCGACGAAAUUGUCUUCGUGAACCGGCGCUUCCACGACCUCACCGCGAGCCAUCUGCCCAGGGGCUUGGAUUGUCUAUCGCAAUCGAUACACGGCGACGACUACGACCAGAUCGCUGAAGCAUACCAUGUCGCUGUGCAGACGAAUACGGGGAUGCGCAGAGAAUACCGGGCGAUAGGAAAAACGGAGGAAUGGCGGGGUCUGUCGCUGACACCGCUGGACGAGGACGACGUGGAGCAGUUUGGGUUGAGCGAUCGCGGCGGGUUGAUCUGUAUGAUUCGCGACAUUACACCGGAGAAGACAGCGGAGCUAUUGCAGAGGAAGAUUGCGGAUGACGCGAAGCAGCGCAAGCAGCAGCAGGAGCGGUUCAUUGAUAUGAUUAGCCACGAGGUGCGCAAUCCACUGUCUGCGAUCUUGCACUGCGCGGAGGAUAUCAUGGAUGUGGUGCAGGACGAGGCACCGGACGACGCGAAGGAGCAGAUGGCCAGAAUUGCAGAGGCCGCGGAGACGAUCAACCUCUGCGUCGCGCAUCAGAAGAAAAUCAUUGACGAUGUGCUGAUUUAUUCAAAGUUGGAUGCCUCGAUGCUGACCCUGGCGCCGCAACAAGUCCAGCCGAGGACACAUUUGGCUACGUUGCUUACCAUGUUUCGGCCUGAGCUUCGCAAGCAGCAGAUCGAGUUCCAGUACCAGCUUGACGAGUCCUAUGCUGAUUGUGACCUUGACUGGGUGGUCGCAGAUCUCGACAAGAUGGGUCAGGUUUUGAUCAAUCUUGUGUCCAAUGCUAUCAAGUUCACGGCCGAGUCGCAGAGCGAAAGAAAAAUUCGAGUCUCCAUGGGAGCUGCCAGGGUGCGACCACCGUCAUACCCGCCGAAUGUUGUAUUCUUCGAGCCAAACGAAGCUGCUCUGAAGCUUGACUCUACUAGGGGACCUGAUUGGGGUGGCGGCCAGACGGCUUAUAUCAUGGUCGCUGUCAAGGAUACCGGCAUUGGAAUAAGCGACCAGCACCAGAAACUGUUAUUCGAGAGAUUCAAACAGGCAACUCCUCGAACAGAUCGAAUCUAUGGGGGAUACGGGCUGGGCCUUAAUAUCAGUCGGAGAUUGUGCCAUAUGCACGGCGGCGAGAUUGGCGUCAGCUCCAAGGAAGGCGAUGGAAGCACUUUCGGCUUCUUCUUCACUGUCCGUCGAUGUGUUGACACGCCUGAGAUCAGUGAAGAAGACAGGGAGUCUCCAGUUGAUGAGCUGUGCCAUCAGAUUAAGGAUCUGGACAGCAAAACUCCAGACGUCAAACGAGAUACCUCCAUGGCGGAUUUCCCUCAGGACCCGCCAGUAACGCAGGUCAACGAGGUCGCAAUGAGCACCAAAAGUGAUGACCGAAAGGAACAUUCAGCAGAAUUGGCCGCCGCAGUCGCUCGAGGCGACGGCCCGUCAAUGGCAACUCGGCGCGCCACCAACGUCGACGAAUUCUCGCCCCCGCAAGAGCCCAAGGCAAUAACUAACAUGUCCAAGCUAGAGGACCCUCGCCAUAUCCUGUUUGUCGAAGACAACGUCAUCAACCAACGGGUUCUCUCGCGCAAGCUGAAAAUCGCGGGCUUUGAGGUCACCACAGCGAAUAACGGACAAGAGGCGCUUGACGCGUGGAGGCGCGGUACGUUCGACUGUAUCCUCAUGGACCAGGAGAUGCCUGUAAUGGAUGGAAACUCGGCGACGCGAGAGAUACGAGCCCUCGAGAAGGACAAGGGGACGCGCAUUCCUAUCUUGGGGGUGACUGCAAACGUGCGACAAGACCAGCAGGCGGACAUGUUGGAUGCCGGUAUGGAUGGAAUCGUGCAUAAGCCGUACAAGAUGCUGGAGCUGUGUGACAAGAUCCGUGAUUCGAUCGGGGACACCGAGAAAGAAUAG
This is a messenger RNA of Aspergillus puulaauensis, 1983 nucleotides long. RefSeq lists its product as uncharacterized. Gene Ontology annotation, molecular function: phosphorelay sensor kinase activity. NCBI's taxonomy places the organism in Eukaryota, Fungi, Ascomycota, Eurotiomycetes, Eurotiales, Aspergillaceae. Bases 1 to 1983 code for a protein of 660 amino acids. The transcript has a single exon. The record is from RefSeq and is a predicted model, not a curated record. Gene Ontology annotation, biological process: phosphorelay signal transduction system; phosphorylation.